Neocloeon triangulifer is the source of this 4745-nucleotide messenger RNA. RefSeq lists its product as uncharacterized. The record is from RefSeq and is a predicted model, not a curated record. Gene Ontology annotation, molecular function: protein binding; cysteine-type peptidase activity. The transcript is spliced from 11 exons. NCBI's taxonomy places the organism in Eukaryota, Metazoa, Arthropoda, Insecta, Ephemeroptera, Baetidae. Bases 211 to 4437 code for a protein of 1408 amino acids.
AACCCACUUGACAGCGCAUUGGUGCCACAAGCUGUUCACGUGAUAGGACUUUUUUAUGGACUUUUCGAAGCGCACGACACCGGUUACGUCAUCUUAGGGCUAUAAAAAUCAAAAGUCUAUCUGUAUAACUCGUAGGAGACACUUUUUGCGUCGCAAAAGUGCUGAUUGACUUGAAAAUUACUGAUGAAUUGACGGCCUUAGGUAGAACAGAUGGCAUUCCAUGCCGCAAUGGAUAAAACCACUACAUGUUUGUCCACGCAUUACACGCCUACAGAUAAAGAUGUUUCAGGUGAACAACCUGAGGAGACAAAAUGUGGAGCGACAUUAGGUUAUUUUGAGGAUGAACAUGGAGUUCAGGUUCAAGCCGAAAUAGUUUUCGUCUUGGCUGUUCAUUACCGCUUUGAGGAAAUCCCAAGCAUGUGUCGUACCGAAGCCGAUGCAGCAGACAUUAAAAACCUCCGAAAGACUUUUGCCGAGAACAGAAAAUGCAAAUUUCAGGAAAUUUCAGACAACAAGGAAAGACUUUUGGCUUUACUUAAAAACGAAGAAGAGUUGCUCAAGAUUUUCGAUUCAGACGCACCACCGUCAGUAUUCAUCUUAUUUGUUUUGUCCCACGGAAAAUGCGACGGUGUCAUUUUCAUCAAUGAAAAUAAUUCAAAGAAAUUGGAAGAAUGUAAAACUUCUGAAAUUUUUGACUGUUUGAAAGAAGUGAAGGGUUUCUCUGCUUGCCAAAAAUUCGUGUUUUUUGGACCAUGUAGAGGAGAAUUGGAAGAUUUGCCCUACGAUAAGAGUCAAAAUUUUGAAAAUCGGGUGUCCUGCACCGUUACAUCCGUUCCCAACAUGCACAACACGGUGGUUUUUUACUCGACUCUUGAAAAUUUUCAGGCUCAGAAAAAUCAGACUGGAACUUCCCUAGUGCGAAAUGUUUGCAGAGAACUGAACGAAAUGCAAGAAAUUCAAACAAUUGCGCAUUUCCUGACUGCAAUUAAGAACAACGUUCAAGACGACCCUCAAAAUCGAGGCAAAUGCAAACAAACGCCGGAAUCGAAGAUAUUUCCGCAAACCAGAAAAUUUAUUUUCAGUCCUCUUUCAGAGACAAUAGAAAAUAAAACAGGCAGAAAGGAAAAUAUUGAAAUCUGCAAAACUAGAUUGGAUAGGUUUUAUUUUCCGUGGGAAACUGCCGACGGGUUUCUUUUUAAACCUAGACAUGCCGCCAUUCUUUACAGCGACCCAAAAAUUGAAGAUGUUGCGCGACUUGAGUUGGCCCUCAAGGACAAUUUGGGUUUCAACACCAACGUUCAAGAGUUGAACUCAAGCAGCUUUAACCGUUGUUGUGAUAGCGACCUGUGGCUUCAUUACGAUUGCACGGCAACAUUUUUCUUCACCACAAUUACUGAGAGCAACGGUGAAAUCUGCAUCGUUGUUGGUAACGAGAAAAAGCCAAUCGGAGAUGUAAUUCAUUCUUUUGUUGGACCAAAAAAUGACAUGUGGAUCGGAAAGCCAAAGCUUUUUUACAUAGUGGACACAACAAACAGCACUGACCGUCUGGUGUCGCACACAAAAAUGGAUGAGAAACUGGUCGAAGUUACCAGCCACAGCGGAUGGCUGCUUUUCUAUUUACGGUCAAGUGAUAUACAAUGUUUCAUUGAUGUUUUCGAGAGCAAGAAACUGCAGAGGAAGGAGCGAAUGCCAGGACCGAGUUUGCAGGACCUGCUUGGCGAUGUGCUUGUGGGCCUGGGCAAGGGAGCAGAUUCAAAAAAGUUACCGAGAGGAAUGCUUGUUUCCACUUUGCCAUAUUUGAUUGCGUUCCCGCGGAGGAACUUUUUGCCUCGCCUUUUUCGUGUGAAGUCAAAAGCGUUGGAAAAUACCUUAUUCCCCUAUAUGGAAUUCCAAAAACUUAUUGAUCUGGCGGUUGAGAUUGAUAAGCAUCCCCUCUGGCUUAUUUCUUCACCACCAAAAUCUGGAAAAUCAACAAUGUUGGACAAAAUUAGUUACGAGCUGCAAGCCAAGCGGAGCGAUUACCAAGUUUUCAAGAUCAAUCAUGAAAAUAUGUUUGAUUAUCUAUUUGAUGAGGAUAUUGAUGACCUACAGCUUGUCAAAGUUCUCACUCAAGCAACAGCAACGAACCGCAAUGAUUGCAAUGAACACAAAAUCAGGAGUCUUGUUGAAGACAAAAAAGCUAUUUUGGUCUUUGACGGGUUCAAUCAAUUUUGCACGGACUUGGAGCCGGGUGUAAAAGAAAAAGGACUAAAAGUUCUGAAAAUGGCGUUUGAAAAAAAUAUCCCAGUAUGGAUUUCCACGCGACCGGAGCAAGAACAAACGCUCAUUGACAUUUGCAACCUUGAACGUCUGAUUCAAGUUAGCAUCUUUCCGCUCAUGCGCAUUUCGAAAGCAGCAAUGCUUAAAUUACGCGACCCUGAAGCAAGUGAACAAUGCAUCAAUGAUUUCCUUCAAAACUUUGAAAACAGUGCGUCACAAGACGUCUUAUCAAAUAUCUUGAAUUUGAAGUUAAUUGCCGAUCAAGGGAUACGAGACGAUAAUUUUGGAACCGCCUAUGACGAAGCUGUGCGAAAAAAGAUACGAGAAGCCAUUUGUAAGUCGGAAAUUCUUAGUGAUAGCGCUGUUGCCGAUACAGUGGAAGAGCGAAUUCACCUCCUGGAAAAAUUUGCAUAUGAUUAUAUCACAAACAACCUUAACCUUGAUGACUACAAAAAUGAAAUUGAAAUUACUGAUCUUACAAACACCGGAAUUGUGGCUAUCGUAGACGGACAACCAGUAUUCACCGACCAAACUAUCGCAGAGUUCCUCACCGCAAAUCAUUUGAAGAAGAAGAAAGAUGACCAAGAUAAGCUGAAGGAACAUAUCUUUAAGCAGAAUUUGUUCAAAUUGCGCAAACUUAUGGAUAAAGAUUUGCCGCAGAACAGAUGUUUUGAAAAAUAUUUUCAGAAUAUAUUCUUGGAUAACAAGGAAAAGAAUGUUGCUCAGAUUGUCACGGAAAAUCUCUCAAAUGUAUUUUCUCUCCUUGUUAAGAGAGAAAUAACCUUUAAAAGAGAGGAAGCUGACAGCAAACGUUUGUAUUUGGAAUCUAGCUACGAAAUAUUGAUGAAUGCGUUGAAAAACAGUAAAAGCAUCACACUGGAACUGCUGGAAAUGGGAGCGUUUGAAAAUAUAAUAAACCACGACGAGCUAAGUGAAAUAGUGGAAGUUCUUGUAGACAAGAAUCAUCUGGAAGCUUUUGAAACCAUAUUCGAAACAAGAUCCACCGACAUAAAAAAAAUCAUUUCGGAAAAGAGUGCAGAUUACGCGCUUAUAGCAAUUGAGGAGAAAAAUUACAAAAUGCUGGACUUGUUAUUGGAAAAAGAAAUUCUAGAAAUGUCAGAUAUUGAAAUAGACAACGAGUCGAUGCUCCACUUUGCAGUGGAAUGGAGCGAUGUAAAUACAUGCAAGGUUUUGCUGAAACACGGCGCUGACGCAAAUUAUACAUGCGGAGAAUAUGGAAGAAAUUGUCUUCAUAAAGCUGCAGCUAAAUACGGUCAAAUCGAAAUCGUAAAACUUCUGUUGGAAACUGACAAGCGAAUUCCUCAGGAUGGAAGUGCCUCAGCACCUCGGAAACCAUACGCGGACAUAAACAUUGAGGACAAUAGAGGCUGGAAUGCUUUCCACUACGCGGCACACGCAAAAAAUGGAGACACUUUGCAAUACCUUCAUCAAAAAUGCGACGCAGCUUUGAUGAGAAAAGUUACAAAAAAGGGAGAAACUGCUCUUAUCCUUGCUGCACAGAAUCCCAGCGAUGAAGAUCUCUUUAAAAGACGUCCUCGCUACUUUCCUAUAGAAUCUUGCACUUGCUUAGAGGUGUGCAAAUUCUUGGUGGAAAAUGGAGUGAUGGUUCAUUCUGUAAAUGACGAGGGAUGCAACGCGUUGCAUCAAGCUGCCGCUACAAAUAACGCCGAGUUAUUCGAAUAUCUGCUCGAAAUAAAGGGAGAUUUGGCCGAGAAAGUGAACAUAAAAGGAGAAACACCUUACGAUUUAGCUGGAUGGAAAAUUUAUCACAGUAGUAUUAUGAACAACAAAGCUGGACCAAAAUAUUAUGAACAUAUCGGCAAGAUUAUAGUAGGGAUCGUGGAUUUUAUUUCUCCAAAACUUCUGCUGGCUUUUGUUCAGAAAAUGAAGGCUGAAAAUAUACAAAUCACUCUUGCAGAGAGCGAGAAAUAUGAUCUAAUUACGUCAUGUUUCAGGAAUCGUCUGAAUAUGAACGAUGAACCCCACGAGAGGUUAGAUAUUCUGCUGCAAUACGGAAUUCUUAAAACGACAGACACGACAGAGUCUGGUGAAACAAUGCUCUGCGCCGCAUCAAAACUUUCAGGAAGUUAUAAUUUAGCAAAAGUUUUGCGGAAACACGGCGCUGAUGCAAAUCAAGCCCACGAAAAAUCAGAAUAAACUUUCCACCAUGUUUCUUCCUCUAAAGGCAGGCUUGAAGUUGUCAAACUUUGGAAAGCAAGGAUCGAACUUCAUGUGAUGAUGGAGUAAUGCUAUCACCAUACACAGACAUAAAUAACAAAUGUAUAACAAAUUAUUACUUCUAAUAGCUAUUUUCUUGUGCAACUUUUUGUAUUUACGGUUUAUAUCCAAUUAUGAACUAUAAAUUAAAUUAAGAUAGAGUAUUGAUUUAAAGAUUAAAAUGGUCAUAUCAUCGUAUUUUCUGUUAAAGUGAAAGAAUAAAAAUGAAAUUUAAAAUAUGCUAAAUU